Messenger RNA from Pangasianodon hypophthalmus (striped catfish), 1429 nucleotides. It is a transcript of the gene ccbe1, whose product is annotated as collagen and calcium binding EGF domains 1. Gene Ontology annotation, molecular function: calcium ion binding. The transcript has 11 exons. The record is from RefSeq and is a predicted model, not a curated record. Lineage: Eukaryota; Metazoa; Chordata; Actinopteri; Siluriformes; Pangasiidae. Bases 100 to 1269 code for a protein of 389 amino acids.
GAGACGAGUCGCGCAUCAGCAGAGGCGCUUUGCGGGAGGUCGCGAGCGGAACUUCUCCCGUUAUUACCGCAAAUUAAAGCGGUAUCAGCGCUUCGAGAAAUGAUGCCCCCGAGCAGAUUCGGUGCUGCUACACUCCUGCUGCUGUUUGCAUUCUUCUCACACGGAUCUCAGUGGACUUUUCGCCAAGAGCAAGAAGAUGCAAGCAGAGAAGUGUGUUCAGAGAACAACAUCGCCACCACUAAGUACCCGUGUGUGAAGUCCACAGGAGAGGUGACCACAUGCUACAGGAAGAAGUGUUGUGGAGGCUUUAAGUUCGUCCUGGGACAGUGUAUUCCUGAAGAUUACGACGUGUGCGCCGACGCCCCCUGUGAGCAGCAGUGCACGGAUCAUUUCGGCCGCGUCGUCUGCACGUGUUACCCCGGUUACCGCUACGACCGAGAACGCCAUAGAAACCGGCAGAAACCCUACUGCUUAGACAUCGAUGAGUGCAGCAGUAAAAACGAGACGGUUUGCUCUCAGAUCUGCAUCAACACUCCGGGCAGCUACAGGUGCGAAUGUGAGACGGGUUUCUACCUGGAGGAGGACGGCAAGACAUGCAGCAAAGGCCAAAGAGAUCCUCUCUUUGAGAAGUCUGAUAAUGUGAUGAAGGCAGGAACCUGCUCAGCCACGUGUGAAGACUUUCAUCAGAUCAAAAUAAACGUUUUUCAGCUCAAACAGAAGAUGGCCAUGCUAGUGAGCAGCACCGAGGUCAACAAGCAGAUGACCAGUGAGAAGAUGUUGACAGCACGUUCCUUUCUGCCUGGACCUCCAGGACAACCUGGACCUCCCGGAGUUCCUGGUCCUAAAGGUUCUCCUGGACCCCCGGGGAGAUCCGGUGCUCCAGGUCUGCCUGGUCCUCGGGGCCCGAUGGGGCCCAUGGGUCCCUCCCCGGACCUCACGCACAUCAAACAGGGCCGACGCGGACCAAUGGGUCCUCCCGGUGCUCCAGGCAGAGAUGGCAUGAAGGGGGAGAAAGGGGCUCCUGGACCUUCCGGACCUCCGGGACCUCCAGGAUCGUUCGACUUCCUCUUACUGCUCAUGGCUGACAUCCGUAACGACAUCGCAGAGCUGCAGCAGAAAGUGUUCGGAAAGCAGAUUCCGUCCCCCGCCGAGGAUUUCUGGAAGGACGGCGUGGACUUCGGCUCCGGAGAGGACUUCAAAUCCAACGGUCCGUUAAGAAGGAAGCGGAAAUCUCCUGACGCUUCUGCAGAUCCUGACUGGAAGAUCUGAGAAGUUUUUAUGUUCAAACAAAGUCAAAAACUGAUUUGUAAGAAGAGAGAACGGUGUAAAUGAUAUUUUAUUUAACUACAUACUCUUUUAAAUGAAGUCUGAAUGUAUUUCUUUGUAUGAAAUUCUAUUUUUUUAACAUAAAAGAUGUACAUAUUUAUCA